Australozyma saopauloensis is the source of this 810-nucleotide messenger RNA. RefSeq names its product Ras2p (gene RAS2). Gene Ontology annotation, biological process: signal transduction. Gene Ontology annotation, molecular function: GTPase activity; GTP binding; GDP binding. Lineage: Eukaryota; Fungi; Ascomycota; Pichiomycetes; Serinales; Metschnikowiaceae. Gene Ontology annotation, cellular component: plasma membrane. The record is from RefSeq and is a predicted model, not a curated record. Bases 1 to 810 code for a protein of 269 amino acids. The transcript has a single exon.
AUGCCAAUAGAACUAGAUAUAUCUUCGACAAUCAAUUCACGUUUCGAUAUUCUCAUUGUUGGAGACAACGGAGUUGGCAAGAGCACACUUCUACACAAGUACAUAACUGGGGAAUUUUGUGAGUUUCUCCCUACUGAAGAAUGUGUCCGAGUGAAGCCAGUGGGUAGCAAUACCGUUAAAAUGUCCUCAGAUGCGACUAAAACCGACACAAUCUCAAUCUUGGACAGCAGUGCUUCUCUGAGUUCAUACUUAACAGAUCAUGAAUUUCUUAUUCGAAAUGCGCGCACCAUCCUAUUCACAUACUGUAUCGACAGCAUUGCGUCGUUCGAAGCAUUAGAAUACACAAUCAAUUGCAUCAAGUCAAUGUUACCUGAGACUGUGCCCUGUGCGCUAGCCGCUUUGAAAAUGGAUUUGCUAGAUAGCCAACAGGUCUCGUACGAGGAUGGACUUGCGCUAAGUAAGAGAUGCAACGCCCUUGCUUUUCACGAAGUUUCCAGUAAGAUAGAUGCCACAGUGGGCCGCGUUUUUGUUGAGCUAGAGCUGGCGGCAAUCGAGAUCAAAAAACAGAAUUCAAUACCGGUACUGGUACCGUCCCUCGAUUCUGCAUCCAAAGAUAUUCCAUCCCAUGAUUCAAAGGACGGCGUUUCGCUGCCGUCAUCAAUAUCCAGGGGAAGCCCAAGUCCAACCAACGAACUAGUUGUCGAUGAGAAGCCAAAACCAAUACGAGAUCAUAUCCCACAGAAGAGCAACGAACCUGAAAAACCAACCCGUCACAGAAGUCUAUGGGCGUUUUUUUGUUGUAGUACAUAG